This is a messenger RNA of Saccostrea echinata, 4380 nucleotides long. RefSeq lists its product as uncharacterized. Bases 1 to 4371 code for a protein of 1456 amino acids. The record is from RefSeq and is a predicted model, not a curated record. Gene Ontology annotation, biological process: signal transduction. The transcript has 22 exons. Gene Ontology annotation, molecular function: protein binding. Lineage: Eukaryota; Metazoa; Mollusca; Bivalvia; Ostreida; Ostreidae.
AUGGAGGCCUUUAUUUUGAAUUGUGACUUCUCAUGCAUAAAUGAUGAGGUGGCAAAUAACUCUGGAGAGGAGAUCAACAUGUUCAAUACAGAGUUAUCUUCCCUUGAUUGUGAUGGGACUCUGAGUAUAGUUGAAGCGUUCCAGAGAAGAGUGUGUGUCACUGGUUUCCCAGCUAUACGGACACCAGGGUUUGACCUGGCUGAUCGCAUCCUUAAGAUCUUACUUAAUGCAUCAAGUGAGAAAAUAAAAGAAAAUUUGUUGUCCUCAGAGACUCUGGAGGACAAACUCCUGGACUUUUAUGUGGGUCUGUUAAAAUCAGGACCAGGGAGCAGUCAUUCUGAAUUUCUCAAAACAAUUACAAAAAACAUAGAGUUCAAGGAUUUGUAUGGAGAUAAACUAAAGAAGGUUGUCGAAGGAUUUAAAGCCAUUUUUUAUGUGAACGAGGCAGAUGUAUCAAUCUAUAGUAACACAGUCCAACGGUUGUACCCAGAACAACUUGCUAACAUGGUCAUCAGGAAGGACGACAAGGAACGUCUGAUGUUGCCUGAGGUUCACAAAGCUUGCCUGGACUUGUUUGUCUUCUAUCUGGUUCAGCUUCCCCAGAUAUCAGUCACACUGAGAAAAACACUCAUCACUGCCCAGGACAAAAUCUACCAGGCUUACGACAGACAGCCAUUUUGUGGUUUACAAGAUGCUGUUUUCUACAGGAAACAGCUGACGAAGCUUCAGAAUUUUAUCAAGGAUCCAGAGUUCCCUCAAAGUCAAGAAAUCGCUGAAAAAACAAAAUAUAAACUGAAAGACAUAUUUCAGAUUAAGGACUCCCACAUGAUAGAGGAGACUUAUGGAGACAUUGCUGAAUUGUUGAAGGUUCUGAGUCUGAAGACUUUAGCUCCAGAGGAAAAGUCCCUGUUAGAAAGGCUAGAUGGUUUCUAUAGAUAUAUUCCAGAGGAGUGCUUUAAGAAUCCCAAGUUGUUUGAGAUAUGGUCUUUGACAGCAGUUGAGAUACUCAAGAAAUCUCCAAAAGAGACAACAACAGGCGACGAGUUGGAAAACGCAUCAGAAAAAUACAUACGUCAUCUAAAACCCAAGACAGAGUUGGCCAGAUUUUGGCUGUCUUUUGUUGUUGGAUGUUGUUCCUGGUGCAACAAAAAUUUAAUGGAGGCUGCUAAUCGUGUCAUCAACGAAAGUAAAUGGAAAGGCACUUGGAAAUGGAAGGAGAAUGUGUCCACAGCUAGGGAGAUGAUAGUGGCUUUGACGUCUGUGGAUUAUUCCACAUGUGAAAAUGUUGAGGAGUAUUCCUCAAAAGCUGGAUCUUUUGUGGAGGAGCUUAUGGAGCAACUCAAACUGCUGAAAGUAGCUAAGCAAUUGGAGGUGGAGUUAGCUGAGCUUGUCAUGGUAACUAUGGAAGCUGUUGGCAAGGAGAUAAUGGUGGACUCACUCUGUAAUUCAGCAAGUGAAAUGGUGUCCUUACAGAACAACAAACACCUGAUAGCUGGUUACUUGGACAGGUUCCUUUGUCUACUGCAGAAUGAUGAUUAUGACUGGGACAUGGGUUGGAUAUUUACUGCAGGACUUAAUUUCUUCAACAACCUUGUCAAGUCAUCCAGUGGUGAUGAAGUGCGGGACCUGGAAAUGGAUGAUGCUUUCCUGCGCGUCUUCCUCUUCUGUCUGUCAGAGGAGAGGGAAUACAUAAGUCUGCAGACACAGCACCUCAAUAUCUUUGGUUUGAUAGCAGUAGCUGGAUUACCUCAGUACAUCACCUUGCACAGAGAGAAGAAGACGAUAGGAAGAUUGAAACCCUUAGUUCCUCACAUACAGAAACUGAUGGAUAAUGAGGAGGAGCUAAUCAGCUCCAAUAUGAGGAUCAUAAUGCAGUUGUUUGGACAGGAGACGUCCCAGUUAAUGGACACAAAGGGCAUGGAGGAUCUCAUUAAUCUCUAUCUCAGGGAGAAGGACUCCAGUACUCUAAAUGCUAUAUCAGCUGGUUAUGAUGGAAAUUCGGAGACAUUUGCGACCUACUUUCUGCCACUGAUCCAGACAUUUUCUCAGAAAACACAGACAAACGAACUGGCAAUGCAGGCCAUGUUGAUAAAGAAAGUGUCAGAGAGCCAGCCUGAGCUGUUCACAACAGAAGUCUUGGAGUUGCUGUUUAAGCAUCAUUUCAUGGACAAAAAUGUCAACCCUCAAGUACUGGUAGUGUUGGAGACAGUAUCAAAAACUCGCGCUGAAAACCUGGAGCCAUUCCUGGAGGAUUAUCUAAUGAAGAGUGAACUCAUGAUGGAAUUAACUGCUCAUUACCAAUUCACCAUCAUAGUUAGGAUAGCUGCUAAAUGUCAGAGUAAACAAGGAUUAGUGUAUUCAUAUUUGAUGAAGAGACUGAAGGAAUCAAACACUGAACAAGUUCUGACAUCAAGUAUACAGGGACUGAGAGAAUUACAUUCAAUCUUUGGUGCCGAAAUAUUCACCUCUGAAGACAGGAACUAUAUAGAGAGUUUGAAAACAAAGGGGCAAUCUCAAGCCUUGAGAGAUCUAGCAGAAAAUCUUGUGGAUGAAUUGGAAGGCAGAAGUCUAGAGGGAGUGUCCCGAGACAUUGAAGAGCAGUCAGGACAGAUAGAAAAAUUAGAGGUGGGUGUGGCAGGAACGAAGGUUGUACUGAAAAAGGUACAGAGAGAUGUCAAACAGCAGGGAGAGGAGGUAGAAAAUGUCAAAGAGGGGCUGGGGGAGGUGAACACACGGGUUGAUCAAGUAGAGGUGGACGUGGAAGAGACAAAAGAAAGAGUGGAAGAGGUGGAUAAAAAGACUAUGAGUAAUGCACCUACUUGGUCAAGAGAUGUCACAAAAUUGUUGAACCCAGAAUCUGAACAUGACUGGAGACUCCUGGCUAGUCGCCUUGGUUACAGUCCAGAUGACAUCAGAGGCUGGGCCACCCAAUCAGAUCCUUGCAUGGCCUUGCUGAGUGAAUGGUAUGCCACACACAAGACAUUUGAGGCAUCUAGAGGUGUACUGAAUAUCCUGCAGGAGAUGAAUCGUUUGGAUGCUGCCAUUAUUGUGGAAAAUGCCAUGAAGGCUGCAGAAGGGGUGGUAGCUGAUGAACCAGUGGAUUACCCAGAACCCCCAGAGAUCUUCCUUAGUUACCAGUGGGGUCACCAGAAUGAGGUCAAACUCAUCAGUAGACACCUGGAGAUGGCUGGAUAUAAAUGCUGGAUGGAUGUGGGGCAGAUGGGGGGUGGGGAUAAGCUGUUUGAGAAGAUUGAUUCUGGGAUUAGGGCGGCCAAAGUAGUCAUCUCUUGUGUGACGGAGAAAUACGCAAAAUCACCCAACUGUAACAGAGAGGUCAAUUUGUCUGUGAACCUUGGGAAACCAAUGAUCCCGCUUCUGUUAGAGAAAAUGCCCUGGCCACCGACAGGUUCAAUGGGACCAAUUUUCAGCGAGUACCUGUUCAUCAGAUUUUUUCAAAGACCAGGAGAGGAAACCAAAGAUGACCGAAUCUGGCCAGCUGCUAAGUUUAUGGAACUUCUCAUGCAGCUCAACUGUUUAAAAGUGAUGCCAGAUCAACAGAAUAUUUCAGAGGAGUAUAAGAAUUGGUGGAUACCAGUUGUGGAAAACAUUGUAAUUCCUAGAAAACAGGACAAAAAAGUGGAAAAUUCACCUUCAGCCACCGAGCAGCAGAAGGCUGCAUCUAAAGUGGUUUCCCCUGAUAUUUUUAUCUCCUAUCAAUGGGGUAAACAAAAAGAAAUCAUGGCCCUGUACCAGAGACUGACCAGUCUGGGGUUUACCUGCUGGAUGGACAUCCAUCAAAUGGGAGGAGGGGAUUCCCUGUAUGACAAGAUUGACUGUGGGGUCAGAGGUUGUAAGGUUGUCUUGUCUUCAGUUACCACUAAGUACGCUUUGUCUGCCAACUGUAGGAGAGAAGUCAGUCUGGCUGAUGCUCUGAAGAAACCUAUCAUCCCCAUGUUGAUGGAAAAAAUAGACUGGCCCCCAGGUGGACCAAUGAGCAUGGUUCUUACACAACUAUUGUAUGUUAACUUCUCAAAGGACGAGUCCAUUCAGUUAACAUGGGAGGGAAAAGCAUUUGAUGAACUGCUUAAGAAAAUUGAGGAACACAUUCCCAUAUCCAAUGAAAGUAAUGAUCAGGACAAGAAGACAGAGGGGUCAUCCAAUGUUCCCAAAACUGUAGACUCCUCUUCAAACAAUAGUGACGGUAAAAAGCAAGGUGACCUUGAAAGUGAAACUCCCUCCAUUCAGAAAAAGAACUCGCCCUCAGUGUCUGUACAACCACAGACAAAGUCUGCUAGUGUAGAACAAAGUAGUGAAGUACAGUCUCACACAAAUGACACCAAAAAGAAGUCAGCGGCUUGUUGUAUACUAUAAUAUUUGUAC